GACAUGAAGUGGUUGUUGCUUAAGGGAAAGUAGGAUGAGAAGUCAUUUCAGAGAAACAUAGAUGUGGGAAUGCACUGUCUGUGACAGACUGACGGUAUCUUAUGACCUGCAUCGCCACUCACAGCACAGUCAUGUCCAGCAUAAUUUCCUACGGGAAUGAAUCCUCCCAAAACUGCACCAAUGUGGCACUCCUGACAAAACAUUACUACCUGCCCGUCAUAUAUAGUGUAAUUUGCCUAGUGGGAAUCCUGGGUAACAUCGUGGCCAUCACCAUCUACCUGGCUAAACUGCGACCAUGGAAGUCCAGCGAAGUCAUUAUGGUCAACCUGGCUUUAACCGAUCUGUUGUAUGUUCUGAGUCUGCCUUUUCUUGUCUAUUACUACGCCAACAGUGACUCCUGGACCCUGGGUAACUUCAUGUGCCGCUUUGUACGUUUUGGUUUCCACUUAAACCUGUAUGGUAGUAUACUGUUCCUCACCUGUUUGGCAGUGUUUCGAUAUGUCGUGGUGAUGCAUCCGCUCAGGGCGCCAGAGGUACAGCGAAAGAGGUGGGGUUUUGUGGCAUGCGCGGCCGUUUGGGCGAUCGCAGUGGUGGAGAUCUGGCCCUUACUCACCAUAUUGAACUUGGUGGAGAAGAACAACACGACCCAAUGUUUGGACUUUGCCAGCAGCGACCCAGUCGAACUGCUGUGGUGGUACAGCUGGCUGCUGACCGUGGUGAACUUCCUGCUGCCCCUAGUGGUGGUGGUGGUGUGUUACGUCUGUAUCAGGAGGAAACUAGCCACGGGGCCCCACAACCCCGGCAAGAUACGCGCACGCCGCCUCACCGUGCUGGUCCUGGUGGUGUUCGUGGCAUGCUUCCUGCCCUACCACGUCCUGAGGGCUCUAAGAAUAGCUGUCCGGAUGAAUCCACAUUCACCGUGCAUGUUGGAGAACUGGGUCCAUGCCGUGUACAUCAUGUCCAGGCCCAUGACGGGGCUCAACACCUUCUUCAACCUGGCAUUGUACACCAUGGGAGGAGAAAAGUUCCAGCAGGCUGCCCUCUGUGUGUUCCCCGGUGGCCAUUGUUGGGCCAGGGCCGGGACACAUUCCAACCGCACCUCGACUGCCAUCCGUGGAUCCAACACAACUUCCAUCGAAGAGAUAGCAACCACUGAAACGGACACCAAUCAACGUGAAAUAUAAUAUUUAUUUAAUAUUAUUCUGCCGGCUCUUUAUUCCGUCACCUUGGAUUUGAAGUAAUACAAUGACAAACGGGUAUAGAAUGCAGAUGAGUCCCCAGAUGAAUGUCAUGAACAGUAGAGUCAUGUUAUGUACUUGGUCGCAUGUCCUUUGCAUGCACUGAUGGUCUGACGUCUGUGCAACCAGUUGAAGGCACCAGUCGCCGUCCAUCUUCCCCAGUGAUUUUCUGUACUGAAGCCAUUUUCAGCUCUUGGUCGUAUCAGGCACCGGCUGACAAAUCAAUGCCUACCUCCUGGUGAAUGUUCCUGACUGUCAAACAGUUUUUUUUCUUCAUAAUGGUGAGCAUUCUUUGGUCAUUCACUACAGAGGUGUUCCUUGAUCUACUGGGUCAGUUGCCAUUUCAACCAGACAGCUGAUUUUGGCCUUUGAUCAAUUAAGUAACACAAAUCGGCCUCAUUAUGGCCAGCGUGACUUGCACUGAUACUUUGGUCCUCAGGUCCAGACACCAGCAACAUACUUCAAAUGCAAAUGUAAUGAAUGAAGACUGGCUACUGACAGAUCUCUUGAGUGUGUAGUAAUGCUGCCAGCUCUCUUAAAAACAGGUUUUCCAUACACCCUGAAACAGAGGGACUACAGUAUAUACAAAACAUGCUGUCAUUUUUCAAUGGUAUAUUAGAUGGAAAUAUACUUAAAGCAGACACCACAUUGUCUUUUUGUAAUGUCAAUGUGCUGGAAUAGACAAGACAUUUGCCACUGUACAAAUACCUUUGAAAUGUUGUUUUGUGUUCAUAGUACGUACUUUUAAAGUGUUUUUUUAUUCCUGUAAAUCCUAACCUUUUCCACAGAUUGUAUUACAG
This is a messenger RNA of Esox lucius (northern pike), 2038 nucleotides long. Its product is annotated as 2-oxoglutarate receptor 1. The record is from RefSeq and is a predicted model, not a curated record. Gene Ontology annotation, cellular component: plasma membrane. Bases 102 to 1184 code for a protein of 360 amino acids. NCBI's taxonomy places the organism in Eukaryota, Metazoa, Chordata, Actinopteri, Esociformes, Esocidae. The transcript has 2 exons. Gene Ontology annotation, molecular function: G protein-coupled receptor activity. Gene Ontology annotation, biological process: G protein-coupled receptor signaling pathway.